Messenger RNA from Toxotes jaculatrix (banded archerfish), 4801 nucleotides. Its product is annotated as tubulin-specific chaperone cofactor E-like protein. Gene Ontology annotation, biological process: protein folding. The record is from RefSeq and is a predicted model, not a curated record. Bases 216 to 1523 code for a protein of 435 amino acids. Lineage: Eukaryota; Metazoa; Chordata; Actinopteri; Toxotidae. The transcript has 9 exons. Gene Ontology annotation, molecular function: alpha-tubulin binding.
CGGACGGAGAGAAAAUAAACCCAGACAUUUAAAUAACGUCACUUCCGGGCGGUGGGCGUGUCCUAAACUGUCAACUAACCGAAGAACAACAAAAACAAACACAACACCGAGGGGGUUCCGGGAACGGGGCGGAGGCAUGUGAUCUGAUGUGUUGUUGAAAACAGUCUCUCCUUUGGUCUCUGCUACAUCAGAGAUACCUUCUCAGGGCUGGAACCAUGGAGUCAUCCUCUGAUGAAGAGGAGGUGCGCACCUUCGUCCAAGUCCUCAGUGAGAAGUACAACCCAGAGAAUUUCCCCUAUGGCCAAGGCCUGGGAGUAGUGCUUCUGCCCAGCCCUCCAGGAUCCCCCGUCAAGGAUCGCCUGUUCUUGCCCAGCGUACUGGUUCUGAAUGACUGUGGAAUCAGUAAAGCUGGUGACAAGUCAGACAUUGCAACUUUGUGUGCCCAUGUGGUUGAGUUGGACCUGUCCUACAAUCAGCUGAAUGACUGGGGAGAGAUCUGCACCAUUGUUUCCAAUAUUCCCCACCUGGACUUCCUCAACCUGAGCAUGAAUCCUCUGAGCGGCGUGGAGCUGGAGCCCAGCAUGGCUGAGAUUUUCUCCAGGGUCCGACGGCUUGUCCUGAUCAACACACACGUCAGCUGGGACACGGUGCACACGCUCACGCAACAUACACCAGAGCUGGAGGAGCUUUUUCUGUGCCUGAAUGGCUACAACUCUGUGUCAGAAUCCCAGACGUCCUGUCCGUCACUACGCCUGCUGCAGAUUACAGACAACCAGCUGCAGGAAUGGGCGGAAGUGAGGAAGUUUGGCCUGAUGUACCCGUGUCUGAGCACGCUGGUGCUGGCCAACAACAGUGUGAACUCGGUGGGAGACACUCAGGAAACGCUGCAGCGCCUCUUCCCCAACCUGCGCAGCAUCAACCUCAACAACUCAGGGCUCAGUAAAUGGGAGGACAUUGAGAGGCUGAAUUUAUUCCCGAAGCUGGAGGAAGUCAAGGCAAAGGGGAUCCCUUUAUUGCAGCCUUACACCCCCCAGGAGAGGCGUAGUCUCCUUUUAGCACAGCUGCCAUCUGUGGUGGUGCUGAAUGGGGGUGCGGUGUCUAACGGAGAGAGGGAGGAUGCUGAGAGGUUCUUCAUCAGGUACUACCAGGACUGCCCACAGCAGGAGCUUCCGGAGAGGUACCACAUCCUUGUAUCCAAGUAUGGUCACCUGGCCCCUCUGGCGGAGGUGGACCUGAGCCCCCGCUGCACCAUGGUGGAUGUCCGUUGGGGGGAGAGGGUGGAGGCAGUCAGCCUCCGUCUGGAGCAGACAGUGUGCGACCUGAAGAAACACCUCAGAGCUCUGCUGCAGCUGCCCACCAAUGGCAUCAGGCUUUUCUACAUCAACCGGGAGAUGUGUUCAGUCUUGGGACCUGAGGAGUUGAAGUGCGGCAGCCGGGCCCUCCACUCCUACAGCAUUCGAGAUGGGGAUGAGAUUCUAGUAGUGCCCAAAGUGAAAAGCCGCUGCAGCUCCUCAGAUCUUUGAGCCUGGUUUCAAAUAAAUGGGACUUAAAGGGGUUUUAGAGAAUGGACACUUACUUGAUACUAAGCUUUGACUGGAGCCUUUUUUUUUUUUUUUUUAGAUUAAAAAAAAAAGGGUGAUAUUUUCAGCCUUGAAUGUAAAGAUGUUUGCUGUCCAUCACAUUGAACAAAUUUUUACAGUAGUAUAUUUGCACAGAGGAGUUCCACGUACACAAAGUUGGUAACUUGAGCGAGAGUCACACAUUUUUGUGCUUUAAGUGGCUUGAACUGAGACAAGUUUACAUCUCAUUUAUGAAAAAUGUUAUGCAAAUCCAGAUUCGGUGCAAAACGUUUUCUGUAAGAAAAAAAAAAAACAGCUGCCAUAAUUACAAUUGAACGCACAAAUUGCACAUUGAUUUUAAAAUUAAAACCACUCUAUAAUUGGUGUUUGCCAGAUUAGGAUUGAUACCCCUCCCCUUCUCUUGCCUGAGCUGCUGGUGACACUGCUGCACCGUGCUUGGAACUUAUUAGUAUUUAUUUGAGUAGUGAAAAUUGUUGAAAUUGAGUUUAAAAAAAAAAAAAGAAUCCUACACAUGUUAAGAUGUUAAUUGGAUUUUAAAAGUACCAGCUGCUGCAUAUACAUUAGUAGUUUCAGUGCUGGUUGUGUUUUUGUAAUGCCUUGGCCGGCUUUUCUGCACCAUAAUGAGCAGUUCACGUGUUCUCACCUUUUUUCAUUUGAAUUUCCAGUGCUUGAAAAUUAGUUUACUGAAAACCGUGUGAACAGUAUCCUCUGGCAGCAGUGAGCAGUGUGGUUUUUUGUUUUUUUUGUUUUUGUUUUUUUGUGCCUGGGUGAAAAAUCAUUCUAAGCCAAGCUGCUCCUUAAAAGCCAACACAAUGGCCACCUUAAUGAUUGCAGCCAAUCUGAAUUCACUUAACACAGAGUCCUCACGGGACCUUUCAAUUUGUGGAUGUUUGUUAUUGCCAAGGACUUGUGAUUGAGGUACAGUUCACGUUUGCAUUACAUACAAAUAACUACUACGUGGGCAACAAAAUGAAUGAUUGACAUUUCUUUUACGUUUUCUUGACCAUGACAGGCUCAAACUUAUUUAACCUUCAUUCAAGAGUAGAGUUGCUGGUGAGAAUGUUCUUUUAGAGAAACACAAUGGUGUGCAUAAGUAACACAAACCAUUCUCUGCUUCUUCCUGACCAGUGUACUUCACAUUGCUCUGCUUAGAUAUCCUGGGCUAACCCCGAGCCGAUGCACAAAUGCAGUGUGUUGGGAAUAACAUAGAGCACAUGGCUCCUGCUCAGUCGAGGCGCCCUGGCAGAAAGACGAGACAAGUCUGAGGUGAGCCUGGGUCUGGGACAGAGAAGAGAUGGAGGGUUGAUGCUCAAGUUACUGCAGGUCUUCUGGCUGUCCAGCCCAUGAAUGGAGCAGCUCUCUCUCCCCGCAGAGGCACAUGAGAAACAUUGAGGCCCGGUCCGUAUGGUAACCACACACCAGCUGCUGUGUCAUGGACACUUCCGCUGUAGGUAGGUUAGAAUGGGUGCACCUAACAGGCUCUCACCCCUCACCCAUUCACCUCAGUCUGUCCUUUACAUCGGACUCACAAACCUGACACUUUUCAUGUCUGUUUCACAGGAUGUGAGGUUGUGAUCCUUUGCGUUGGCUCACAUUGGCGGUGUCUGUUUUCAGUUUUUAUCUUUUUUUUUCUUUAUUGACUCAGGACCAUGGCUACACGAUAUGAAGUACAAACAAAACAGAAAUAUAAUCGCACCUGAUCAAUGGCUCCCUGCAGGGGUAAAAUACAACAUGAAUUACUUAAAUAACUUUCUUCAGAUAGCCACCAAACAUACCAGUAACACUACAAUCAAUGACAGAAAACCUCAUUCCCACCUGCGCUGUUUGUUUGGAAAUUGAAAGCUCGAAUUAUGGUUCUCUGAAGACGCACAUAAUUGUUUCUGUGGGUCUACGCAGAGAAUCCAAUGCACACGCCUCUCAGAUGUUAAACAUGUGGUGCUGAGCUGAGCAUCAAGAAAGCUGAUUGUCUGAUCCAACUUCGUAUGAAGGCAGAUUUCAGAAUGGAAAUGUUCUCCUGUACGACCCCUGUGCAAGUUUGGUUUUGUGCAACCCAGACAAGUGUGUUCCAGCCUUAAGCAGUUGUGCUGUUGACAAAGUGGCUCCUGAUUUUCUUGUUUUCUUUUCCCUACACUGUUUGGCUGCUUCUACAAGAAGACACUGAGAAGUCUUUUCCACCUUUUCAAUUCUGACUGCUGAAACCGUUUUUCCUAUGAAUGGUGUCCUCUUCCCAAAUACUAAUGAGAACAUCCAACAGCCAACAAACGUUCUCCAUUACGCUUCUUUAUUUGGUUGUCCUGCUGUUGUAUUUGCUGUAGAUGGUGUAGCAGCUCGACUGCCGAUGUGUCACCUGCUGCAGCACUGCCACUUCCAAGUGCCAGGAACUUGCUUUACUGUCAGCUUUUGAGCAGUGGUGAAAUUUAUGUCCAGGAGCUUGUCCCGAAAGCAGCAACAGUGGGAAAGUAUGAGCAUUACUGCUCCGACAUCAGCUGCAUUCGGUCAUGACAAGUGUCGCGAGACUUUAAAUGCAGAGGAGUUUAUUUUAAAAUGUUUCUCUUGAACACUUUUACACCAAUUUUACCUUUGAAUGAAGCUCAGCUUUGUUUUACCAAAACCAUGUGAAAAUGUGUCGAGGCGCCGUCCUCCUGUGACAGCCUUAAAGUGUUGUCCUGAUCGCAUGGCCGACACAGACUUCCGUUGUGUAGUAGAUAACUGGAGAUAUUGUAUUAUUCUAUAUUAUGACUGCGUGGAUUCAUGGGAAAUUACGGGACGAGCGUGAAACAUUUUGUUUCUGAAGUGGAUUGCCGUGUUGGUUUGCAUGUUCUGAUGUUUCUUGAUAUGUUUGAUUUAAAAUGUGUGUGUGAGAUGUGUCAUUUCAGGGAAACAAAGUUGUUUAUGGGCAUUUGUAAUUUUGACAUUUCUAAAAUAUAGGUGUCUUCCUCACCUUUAUCCUUCAGUAAUACCAAAUACAAAGAUUAUUAUUAAUUAAAAAAAUCUAUGAGGUAGUUGCUUAUCUGUAAUACAGUUUGCCUUGUGCUGUUUAGUAUAUGGUGUUUAAUUUAUAUCACAUUUUCUUUUCUGUAGUUUCUUACAUGUGUAUCUUGACAUUUUCAGUGGUAAAGUCUUGUUUUCUCUCUUGAGACCAUAAAGCCAUUUCUUCACCUGUACUGUAUAAUGGUGCUUUCACUUCUCUUAAAGAAAUAAAUUAUAAUUAUUCCAGCUUA